Messenger RNA from Episyrphus balteatus (marmalade hoverfly), 1782 nucleotides. Its product is annotated as innexin inx3. Gene Ontology annotation, biological process: phototransduction. Gene Ontology annotation, molecular function: gap junction channel activity. The transcript has 6 exons. Gene Ontology annotation, cellular component: gap junction; plasma membrane. The coding region runs from base 237 to 1406 and encodes 389 amino acids. NCBI's taxonomy places the organism in Eukaryota, Metazoa, Arthropoda, Insecta, Diptera, Syrphidae. The record is from RefSeq and is a predicted model, not a curated record.
AUUUUUGUAGAUUUAGUCUUUAGUGUUUGCUGGCUGGUUCGGGUUUAACAUCACUCAGCUUGGAAUAUAAUACAACCAUAACCCAGUCAAACUUUUGUGUCGCCUUCACGGCUGAAUCAUUUUAAAAUCGACUUCUUUUGUAUACACGAAAAAACAAAAAUUUAAAUAUUAUUUCGAGUUUUUUAUAAAAAAAAAUUAGUUCGUUUGAAAAAGAGCAAACAAAAAAAUAAUAAAAUAUGGCAGUGAUUGGAAUGGUGUCUGCCGUUUCCGGCUUCGUUAAAAUUAGAUAUCUUUUAGAUCGAGCUAUCAUAGAUAACAUGGUAUUUCGAUGCCAUUAUAGAAUAACAACAGCAGUACUUUUUGUUUGUUGCAUCAUUGUUACUGCUAAUAAUUUGAUUGGUGAACCAAUUACAUGUAUUAAUGAUGGCGCAAUCCCCAUUCAUGUAAUCAAUACAUUUUGUUGGAUAACAUACACAUUUACUAUACCGGGUCAACAGCAUAGACAAAUCGGUACCGAUGUAGCUAAUCACGGAUUGGGAAAUGAAUUUGGCGAAGAGAAAAGAUACCACAGCUACUAUCAAUGGGUUCCAUUUGUUUUAUUCUUCCAAGGACUAAUGUUUUAUGUACCACAUUGGAUAUGGAAGAAUCUUGAAGAUGGUAAAAUGCGUAUGAUUACCGAAGGACUUCGUGGAAUGGUCACUAUACCAGAAGACUAUCGCAAAGAACGACAAAAUCGAAUUGUGCAAUAUUUUAUUGACAGCCUUAAUAGCCACAAUGGAUAUUCUUUUGGAUACUUUUUCUGUGAAUGUUUGAAUUUUCUCAAUGUCGUGUUAAACAUAUUUAUGGUGGAUAAGUUCCUUGGAGGUGCAUUCAUGACUUAUGGCACAGAAGUUUUAAAGUUUUCGAAUAUGAAUCAAGAACAACGUUAUGACCCGAUGAUUGAAAUAUUUCCAAGAUUGACUAAAUGUACAUUCCAUAAGUUUGGUCCAGGUGGAUCACCACAGAGACACGACACUCUGUGUGUUUUGGCUUUGAAUAUUUUGAAUGAGAAAAUUUACAUAUUUUUGUGGUUCUGGUUUAUCAUCCUUUCAGUAAUCUCUGCAGCAGCUUUACUCUACUCAUUUGUCUUAAUUUCAAUGCCAACAACUCGCGAAACAGUCUUGAAACGUAGAUAUCGUGAUGGAACUGGCAAAGAAAUUGAAGGAUUAGUUCGCAGUAUCGAUAUUGGAGACUUUUUAAUUUUGCACUUUUUGGGACAAAAUUUAAAUACAAAAUCCUACACUGAUAUGUUGCAAGAUUUAUGCAGCAAAAUUGAUUGUAAUAGAACUCCAUCAGCUCCAUCUACAUUGGAAAUGCAUCCAAUUUAUCCACAAGUAGACAAAUUCCACAAGGAAACUGAAACAUAAAUCAUGAAUGAGUAAAACAAUUCCAUAACACAUUUUUAAUUGAUAAGUUAAAUAAAAUAUCAUAUUUUUGCAUUAAGUAACGAAAUUUUAACGAAAAAAAAUAAAUUAAUUAAAAGUAAAGAAGAAGACUGUUUUGGACGACUUGAAAAAUGCCAUUAUAAUUACGAGUAUAUGUAACUAUCAGCAUAGGAUAGAAAUACUUAUACAUAAUCCCUUGUGUCAAUGUUAAUUAAAAAAUAACUAUGCAUUUAAUUUGGAGAACACUAUGAUCAAUAAUAAUUAUAUUAGCUUAAACUAUAAGUAAAUUUUAUAAAAUAAUGAUUUAAGCAAAAAAUCAUGCAAUAUUAUAAAAAAAUCAAAUACGCACAUGAAACUA